ACUACAUGUAAUAUUUGGUCACGGGAAAUUGAGAGCGAUAAGCAGCACAGACUCUAUUUAGGGUGUUUUGUUUUUGGACGAGGCGUUAAAAUGCGAGUACUGGAGGACGGAUGGUGUAAUGUAAAAGCGUUUCAUAUAUGUGUGUGAGUGUAUGUGUGUGUAAACCCGGCACACGUAGAGGCUUUUUUUUUUUUUUUUUUUUUUUUUAUAACUCAGUGACACUAACGAAAGAAAAGUGCGAGCAAAUUUGUUCGGAUAAGCAAAUACCAAGGAGACGCUAGCUUGGAUUUUGGCUCGUUUUAUGAGCAAGCAGAGCGGAGAGAAACAGUAAACUUGACUCAGGAAUGACUGACAUCGCUGCAGUGUCGCCACAUUCAUAUAGGUCUGAUUGAGCGGAGUAGUGCAUAGACACUCGGGCGGAAUGAUCAAGCAGGGUGACUAACAGGGGGAAGAGGAUGGGUGUGAAUGCCUCCAGCUACCCUCACUCGUGCUCCCCUCGAUUUGGGGGUAAUCCACAGACUCAGCAGACCUUCAUAGGCGCCUCCUAUGCACCACAGGGUUAUGGUGGCGAGUCUAAGCUCUACAGCCUAGAACAUGGCCCUGAAAAACCUCAGGACAAGAAGAAAAAGAGCUCUGGUUUGGCAACACUCAAGAGGAGAUUCAUUAAGCGUCGCAAGUCCAGUCGGUCAGCCGAUCAUGCACGACAGAUGCGUGAGCUCCUCUCGGGGUGGGACGUGCGUGACGUUAAUGCCCUGGUGGAGGAGUAUGAGGGCACGGCGGCUCUCAAAGAGCUCAGUCUGCAGGCGGGCCUGGCCCGUCCCGAUGCUCGCACCCUUCAGCGGGACUUGGCAACCCUUUAUCAGCACAAGGACUGCACUGACGUGGACCUGAUCUUCCAAGAUUCCUGCUUCCCAGCCCACCGUGCUAUUCUGGCAGCCCGCUGCCUGUUCUUCAAGACUCUGCUUUCGUCGUCACCGGGUUAUGGAGCCGAGGUGUUGUUGGAUGUUGGCACAGUGGGCAUGGACGCGCCUAUGUUCUCCUCGUUGCUGCAUUACCUCUAUACAGGUGAGCUGGGCUCACAGGAUGCAAGGCUGCAGAAUGUGGAUGUGCUGGUGAGAUUGAGCGAGGAGUUCGGUACGCCCAAUUCCCUAGAAGCAGACAUGCGAAACCUCUGCGAGCACAUGCCGUAUUUUGACUCGCUGCUAAGCUUCUCCUCUGACUCGGAGCUGGUGGAGACUUUUGGAGCUGGUGGGCCUGCCCCUAGUGGUGGAGGUGGAAACGCAGGGUUAAGCCACAGUUCACCUGAGGAAGAGCUGAGGGCCCACAAGGCCGUGCUCUCGGCACGCUCGCCCUUCUUCCGCAAUCUGUUGCAACGACGCAUCCGCUCGGGUGAGGAGAUCACAGAGCGCACUCUGCAAACCCCCACCCGUAUUAUCCUUGAUGAAUCCAUCAUCCCCAAGAAAUACGCCCGUGUGGUCUUGCACUGCAUGUACUCCGAUGCAGUGGACCUGUCACUGGUGCUGCGUGGUAGCCCCUCUGAAGGUAGUUUAGGUGAAGUUCAGGCACUGGUGGCUGGGAGGGGCUGCAUGAGCCGGGCAGAAGAGGCCAUGGAGCUCUACCACAUCGCUCUCUUCCUGGAAUUUAGCAUGCUGGCACAAGGUCUUUUUCGGCAGUGUGAACUGGCGCUGUCUCUCCUUUCAUGUUGCAGGAGAACUUGUGUGCGAGUGGAGCCGUGUUUGCGUGCAGACACAGAGGGAGAGUGGGGGCGGGGUUGCGCGGAGAGUGUGAGAGAGGAGAGAUGCAAACAUGGCAUGGCUUUAUGGAAGAAACAGGUUAUGUAACACAGUAUCAAACUAUAUCGAUAUAAAUGGUAUUGUCUCAUCCUAUAUCUCGUUUGAAAAUAUAUCACUAUACCUUAAGUCGAUAUACUGCCCAGCCCUAAUAGUGAUGUGAUGUGCAAGAACCAAUGAGGUUUGAUGUUCUUGACAUGUCACCAUGUUUGAUUUGGGCUUUGUUCUCUUUCAUAAUCUCAUUUUCGAGAUCCACCUAUAAGAGGGACAUCCAUACCUGACCUCUGCAGAAGUAUCCAACUGCACCAAAUCUGGCUUGACGGACAGGAUCGUGUGUCCAAUGCCGCUGCAAGGCCACCCCCUUACCUGAGGGCAUAAAGGAACUAUAUGGGCUACUUUUCAUCAGUUGACAUUCGCUUCUCAAAACCUUUACAUGUAAACUCGCAGCUCUCACUUAAAUGUCUUCAGGAGGACACUUCUUCGGGUUAGCCUCCGCGAGGCAUGACUGCCAAAGGAAUAUUGGUCAGUUUGCUGGGUUUUUUUAGCCUGCAAGCCACCAAUGGUCGCUGGCCUUUAAUUUCUCCCAGCUCCCCGCCUUAUUCGACACCACAUUUCCCUGCAGCUCGGGCUAACCACCUGCUGAUACAUUGGAUUUAGGAUUUAGUGUUUUCCACAGCAUGGCUCAGUCUAAACCCACGACAUGCCUGGCCAUCUGCAGUACCCUCAUUGCAGCGAGGGAUUCCCAUCCCUUCUGAGUAGUGUAUUGGGUUAAAACACGCGGAGAAAUCUCUGUCCCUCCCUGGGAACUGAAGCCAUUUCUUCGCCUUUUCAAGGCAGCUCCUGUGCCAUAGGCUAAAGGUUGCUGCUACCCAGAGCAGCAAACUUGAGAAGGAUGCCUCGGACAGGGAAAAUGGCAACAAUGCUGCAACUGUGGGGGCCUCCAAGACUUUGCCAUUACAAGCUGCCUGGCUCUGGGGAAGAUAAUGAUGCUGUAUUGAGGACUCCGACUACAAGGAAGCCAUCCUGUCUGCCCAGGGUCUACCAGUGGGCGGUUCGACUGUGUUACCACGUGCUUUCCCCUCGGAGUUUGGCUGCUCGGCUCAACAUUGAAUGGGCAGCUCUUCAGAAUGCCACAGAUCAGGAGAGGGAUGUUUACGAUAAAAAACUGCUGGAGCCCGCCCGUCCCGAGGAAACUGCUUUUGCUCAUCCUCCCUGCUUGUACUAAGCACAUGAAGCACUACUGGGGAGACCCGUUCGACCUUAAGCACGGUCUCACUGGCUUGACGUUUAAGGACAUGGCUGUGCAUGGUAUCUACCCUUUCUACUCCAAUAGAAAGUGCCUGCCUGAAGCAUAGCACGGGGGGCUCUCGGGCUACCAGCACUUUUCCCAUCCCUACUCCCAAAAGAAGGAAACUUUCAGUUGGUUGGGUCAGGCAGCACUUCCUGUCGUUAUGUGCAACCCACAUCCCAGGGUCUUUUGUUUUUUUUUUACUCUGACAUGGAUCUCCUGUCAAGGGGGAACCCCCUCUACUGAGAGUGGCUCAUUUGUUAUUAAGUAACAUCUGUUUUCUGGUUAGAAAGUAAUGGCAAUCCUCUAUCUUGUGGGUAACAAAGACAGUCAGCUCAACAUCUUCGCUGUUCGUAGAGAGAUCAGUUUUACUAUGGGUAUCUUUGGAGAGAGUCAUUUUAAAAUGACGGCACUCUGUUGCUUUGAUGCUUGUGCAAGUUGCUUAGUCAGACGUCCUUUAGAAUGUGUUCCAAACUCAAUAAAAAACCCUCCCUGGCCCCAAGGCACCAUUGUGAUUAGUAUUAACACAGAUUGCUGGUGUGUUUCCAUUAAGUCUACGAGAGACUGUCUGCUCUGUAAUGAUUCUGUCUGUUUCAGCUUGUCUGAAAGGUUAUGAAGAAUUUUAACCCACCACCUCUCUAGAGCUUCUCCACUCCGCUUCCCCAUUUUCAUUUCUGUAUCUUUCAGCAAUUUCCAUCUUUCACAUUCAGUCAUAUAGAAUGGGCUAAUUUACCACUAUCUCUGUCCUUUUUGACAUUACCCUCCUAACCUUGUCUUCUCCCAUUUGUCUUUCAGCAUGUUGCUGUUUCCCUUGCUUGCUCUCUAUCUCUCCUACUUCUCCCCUCUGUCAUUUAGCCUGUCUACCCCUUGUAUCAAGCUCCAGGGCUUUGGCUAGUUUAUUGGGGUACUAAUUAGUCCUUCCUUGUCCACGCUCCCUUCCUGCAUUUCUCUGUUCUCCUCCAAUAUACUGUGUACUCAACUGUAAAAUGAACCCUAGACUACCAUUUAUGAUAUACAUUAUUAGAAAUCAUAUAUUCUUGAAAAUGUUUCUCUAGCACUGAACACGCUUAAUUUUUGCCCUGUCCCACUCUGUACGCGUUGCCUCUCUUCUCCGCAUGUGAGCAGACAUGAGGCGCCGCAUAAGUUAACAUGGUUCCAGAGCACCUUUAGAGCAUAACAUUUUUUUCCUUCUAAAUUUAGCUUUAUUAAUCAGCAUGUUACAGGCCUUUAAAAAGAAACAAAUACAUUUCUACAUUUUCUCUCAGGGGAUAACCCUGAACCACCAUACAGUAUUAUUCCUCAGUCACAAGGGCUUCUAUGCCCCCAUACUUUGGUAUCUGAAUGUAACGAAAGUAUAAAAAUAAUUUUAAUGUAAAAAUGAUAUGCUGUCAUUAUGCUUCAAAAUGAACAGAUUAUCUUUUAACAUUCAUAUCCAACUGCACUCUAUUUAUAAAUUCUAUAAAAUAUUUUUAUAUUUUGGUAGGAGAUCCCUCAGACACAACUGCUUUUGCUUUGUAUAGAUUCUUUUGACUGUUUAGGAUUUUUUUUUUCUUCUGCUAACAAAUAUGAAUGUAUAUUGUGAUAAAUAUCGAUGUCGUACAAUAUAAAAAAGAACAUUGUAAUAAUAUUUUUGGCCAUAUCGGCCAUCCCUAAUUUCUUGUGAUGUAGUUUUUGAUUUGACUCAUUGUAAUUUAGACUCAGACUUGACAUUAAUUAACAGCAGCUCUGCUGAAAUCAGAUGCCCUUCUUCAUGUAUACUUGCCAUUCUUAUUUCUUAUCACAUAGGCUGUUUAACUAUUUCCACAAAUAACUUCCAUAUAUAGUGUUUUCUCUCCAUUGUUUUUACUUGGCAUUGACACAUUUUCUUAUUGAUAAACUCCACAUCGUGCUCCUUACCUCAUCAUCAGGGAAACAUUGGUUGGAGCCAGGGUUAUUAUAGUUUUGAAAAUUUCACUAGUUUUUAUUUUUUAUUUGUUUUGUGUUUUCAAUUUAAUUUUUGUUUUAGUUCGUCUUAAUGGUGCAUAAAAAGUUUUUAUUUUGUAAGAAUGUUUUGAAAAUGGCUAUUUUUAGUUUUUGUUUUAGAAUAGUUUGUUUUCAUCAAUUAUAACACCACAAAAGUAUUAUCAGAUACACUUUACAAGGAGGUUGUAUUAGUUAACAUUAGUUAACUAUAUUAGUUAACAUGAACUAACAAUAAACAACAUGCAGCAGUAAUUCAUGUUGGUUAAUGUUAAUUACAACAUAUACUUGCAUAUUUUUAACAUUAAAAGUUUAAUAUAUUGUAUCUGUUAACAAUAUUUAAUGCAUAACGAGCUAACUGCAAUGAACAAUUGAAAAUAUAUAAAUUAGCAUAGAUCAAGAUUUAUAAAUGCUAAAAUAAUAUUGUUCUCUGUUAAUUUAUAAUAUCUAAUGCAUUUAGCCUAAUACUGUUAGCAUAAAGGACCUAAUUGUAAAGUGUUAUCAAUAUUAUCUGCCUGUGAUAACACUUGAAACUCAUGCUCAUAAUAAUUCCAUCAGAGUUUGUUAAAAUUGUAUUUGUCAAAUUCACAACAACACAGCAUACUGCAGCACUUGCUGACAUGAAUUAAAUGUGCUAGAAAUGUCCCAUUGCAGAUACGUUUAGCUUUUUGAGGAAAACGCCAAGAAAUCAGGCUUGAGAGAUUAUUUGAAUCAGAUUAUCCAACAAUUGUUGAAGCUCCUGUUUUUAUUUCUAUUUUAUUUAAUGAAAAUAUUUUUUCUGCUAGUUUUCAUCUUAGUAAUCGAUUUUGUUAACGGUAUUAACCUUGGUUGGAGCAUCUUUGAAGAGGAUGUUGCUGGGGUAUCAAAUCACUAAUAAGUAGAGUAAUCGGUAAUGCCAUAUUUACGGUAAUACCAUAAUUGCUGAUGUAUGUAUGGUAGUUUAAUAUUAGGAACGUGCACAAGUAAUCGACUAAUCAUUUAUGCAAAUGCUCGACUAUUAAAAACACUACUUGGAUAUCGCAAAUGUAUUUCCUUUGUGCAUUUGCCUGGCGGUUUUUUCUGCCAGGCAAAUUUUGUUUUUUCCCUCAGGCUAUCCAUCUCAUGAACAGUUAAAUUGCCCCAUUGAGCAAUAACUAUGUGCAAUACACAGUUUAGUCUUUCUUAUUUGCCCAACACAUCCAACCUCUUCUGCCAUUUCAUUCCUCUGGAGAAAAAAAACAGAAACAAAAAAAACAUUUGCACUGUACAUAACAGAUUUUUAUUUACACUGUACAUAACAGAUUGUAUUAGAUUUGCACUACCCAUGUGUAUGUGUGUAUGUAUGUGUGUGUCUGUACGUAUGUGUAUAAUUCGUUUUUAUUUUUUAUUAUUAUCUAUGUCUUGCUGCUAUUUUUGUAUUGUUUUUGUAUUGUUGUACACUGAAAGCUCCUGUCACCAAGACAAAUUCCUUGUAUGUGUAAGCAUAUUUGGCAAUAA
Molecule: messenger RNA, 6513 nt
Organism: Myxocyprinus asiaticus (Chinese sucker)
Lineage: Eukaryota; Metazoa; Chordata; Actinopteri; Cypriniformes; Catostomidae
Product: BTB/POZ domain-containing protein 7-like
Exons: 4
Coding region: 456-1841 (461 amino acids)
Biological process (GO): morphogenesis of a branching epithelium
Molecular function (GO): protein binding
Source: RefSeq, a predicted model, not a curated record